GCUCUCUCUAUUGUAUCAUAUUUCCGCGUAAGCACCGCGUGCGUCCGAGAUUUCGUGCUUCGCUGGACAAGGCACUCCGAUUCCCAUAGGACCCCGUUACGCAGUGACGACGAAUAUAGGCCGAAUUGAUUACACAGAGAGUGUAAGGAGCUUCGGCCUCCAGAAGUCCAAUGAACAGUCGAUCAGUGACACCCAGCUGGCGCGGAACAUGUAUCCUCCUUGCUACCAUUGGCCCACGAGGGUUGUGAGAGGUAUGAUCGUGUAAUUCCUUGAGAUGAGUUACUGCUCGUCUGAGGUGGCUGUAAACUUGACAUUGACAGGCUUCUGAGCUCAUAGUCACUAUACUCUUGCUCUGCAUCUUUGGAGUAUCAGGCAUAUUCCUAACCGCAAGGAGGACGGUGGUGGUUAUAGGUGCAGAAAAGAGAGGAUCGGGAACAAUCGGAAGGUCACGUUCUGUCCAAAAGGCAAUGUUUUCGUGCAUACGGGCCGACGGCUAAGUCCGAUAAGCAGCUACAGUUCAGUAUAUAACCAGCUCUGACACGCUUAAUGGCUCUUCCGUCUUGUAUUUUUCUUCUUCUUGUCUUCGUGGGACACAUACUCAGGUCAUUGCGACCGUCUCCGUAAUCCCCACUCUCCCCAAAGCUCGUAGAGAUGCUGGCUGCAAGAGUUUGUUGUCGGCCCGCCAAAACCGCUGUUAGAGCGGACACUCGCCUCCUUCGUCUCUCGAUCGUCGCCUCUGCUAGACCUUGGUCGCGUGCGGGGCUGCGUGGUAUCGCAUCGGUUUCUGUCCCAAAAGCGUCAAAGGUAUGGGAGUCGGCCGAUGAGGCAGUCAAGGAUGUGCAGUCGGGAUCAAUCAUUCUGUGUGGAGGAUUCGGACUUUGUGGAACUCCAGACACUUUAAUCCACGCACUUUCGAAAAGACCAGAGGUACAGAACAUAACUGCAGUCUCUAAUAAUGCCGGAGUUGGCGAGAGGGGUUUAGGCUUGCUUGUACAUACGGGACAGAUUCGGAAAAUGAUGCUAUCGUAUCUCGGAGGAAAUAAACACUUCGAGAAGCUGUAUCUCACGGGCAAGAUCGGUCUCGAGCUAGUACCUCAAGGGACGCUUGUCGAGCGUUUACGCGCACACGGUGCUGGUAUACCGGCAUUCUUCACCCCGACCGGAUCAUCAACCGCGGUCGAACAGGGAGCAAUUCCUAUCAAAUAUAAGGAUGGUGGCCCAGCUGCAGGAAUUGAAGAACCUGGCAAUGCCAAAGAAGUGCGAGUGUUCAAUGGGAAGCGCUAUGUAAUGGAACCAGCUCUGGCCGGUGAUGUCGCGUUCGUGAGAGCGUGGAAGGCGGAUGAAGCUGGGAACACGAUAUUCAGGUAUACGCAGAAUAAUUACAAUGGUGUUGCUGCAAGAAAUGCUCUCCUUACAAUUGUUGAGGCGGAGGAAAUUGUUCCGGUUGGAUCUCUUGAGCCAAAUGAAGUCCAUCUACCCGGGGUAUACGUCAAUCGCGUCGUAAAAGCAACUAUGUCGAAAGAAAUCGAAAUCCUCAAACUUGCUAAGGACGAUGAUACCCCUCCACCGUCUCCUGGUGACUCCUCCAAGCGUGGUUCUCAAGAAAUACGCGAACGUAUUGCCAAGCGUGCAGCCAAAGAGUUGAAGAAUGGCUACUACGUGAACCUUGGUGUCGGCAUGCCCACCCUCUUGACCGAGUUCCUCGAGCCCGGUGUCAGUGUUUGGGUGCAGAGCGAAAACGGCAUCUUGGGAAUGGGACCAUACCCUACCAAAGAUCAGGUUGAUGCGGAUAUUAUCAAUGCUGGUAAGGAGACUGUUACAUUACUGCCUGGAGCUUCAACUUUUGACUCCGCCGAAUCAUUUGCAAUGAUUCGUGGUGGCCACAUGGAUGUUUCUGUUCUUGGCGCUCUUCAAUGCUCGGCGAAGGGAGACCUUGCGAACUACAUGGUACCAGGAAAGAUGGUCAAGGGCAUUGGCGGUGCGAUGGACCUUGUUUCGAAUCCAGAAAAGACGAAGAUUAUGAUCGUGAUGGAACACGUCGCAAAGGACGGCAGCCCGAAACUCCUGGAUGAGUGCACGCUGCCGCUCACUGGUGCGAACUGCGUCAGCAUGAUCGUGACAGACCUUGCUGUCUUCACCAUUGAUCGUGCGCUUGGCAAGCUAACGUUGACCGAGCUUAUGCCGGGUGUGACUCUCGAGGAGGUGAGGGCGAAGACGGCGGCAACGUUCGCCGUUGCAGAUGGCCUCAAGGAGGCACCUCUAUAACCUUGGAUUGGAAAUGGUGUUUCCUUUGAUUCCCGACUUCCGUAAUCCAUACCAUUUGAGAUUGCUAUGUAGUUCAUGUCUUCAAGUGACGAGACCCAUUGUACAUUAUGACAAGACGAAUCAAUAUUUUCUUUUUCUC
Molecule: messenger RNA, 2404 nt
Organism: Fomitiporia mediterranea MF3/22
Lineage: Eukaryota; Fungi; Basidiomycota; Agaricomycetes; Hymenochaetales; Hymenochaetaceae
Product: succinyl-CoA:3-ketoacid-coenzyme A transferase
Exons: 9
Coding region: 652-2265 (537 amino acids)
Biological process (GO): ketone body catabolic process
Molecular function (GO): succinyl-CoA:3-oxo-acid CoA-transferase activity
Source: RefSeq, a predicted model, not a curated record